Aspergillus campestris IBT 28561 is the source of this 1224-nucleotide messenger RNA. RefSeq lists its product as uncharacterized. NCBI's taxonomy places the organism in Eukaryota, Fungi, Ascomycota, Eurotiomycetes, Eurotiales, Aspergillaceae. The coding region runs from base 1 to 1224 and encodes 407 amino acids. The record is from RefSeq and is a predicted model, not a curated record. The transcript is spliced from 4 exons.
AUGGGGAACGUGUCGCCCACUCCGAAACAGCUCAUGACCGAGGGAGCCAUAUUCUGGAGCAUCGCGGCGGUGCUAUUCAUUGGUCGCUUGGUUUCUCGGAUCAUCGGGACUGGUUCAAUCAAACGCCUGAACUUCGAGGACUAUACCAUGUGUGCAACAUUUGUGGUGUACACGAGCCUUCUAGUACUCAUCCCAAUAUCCUCCCUCUAUGCAACCAACCUCAUGGACCCAGCCGACUACGACAAGGUUCUUGCCGACCCGGUCGAGGUAAACAGACGAAUCGUUGGGAGUAAGAUCGUGAUUGCGUUAGAGCAAUGCAUGCUCUUCUCGACAUGGGGAGUGAAGACGUGCAUGUUGACCAUGUUUUGGCGACUGACCAAGAAUCUCCGUCUACACCUCUUCGUGAAGGGCAUUGCCGUCUAUGUUGUGGUUGGGUUUGUCGUCAUCAUGGUGACCUAUUACGGCGUGUACUGUAGGCCCUUUUCGCAGUACUGGGCGAUGCCGGUGCAUGAUAUGCAGUGUGCGACCUACCAGCACUAUUCGAUCACGCAGGCCGUUUUCAACAUCAGCUCGGACGCGGCCAUGCUGGCGGUGCCGGUGCCGCUGCUGAUCCAAGCGCAGAUGCGGAUGAGGAAGAAGGUGCUUCUGAUCUGUAUCAUGAGUCUUGGUCUCUUCACCGUCGUGGCGGCCAUUCUCAACAAAGUGUACAACUUCGCCUCUCCCCUGACGACCACAUACCAAAUCUGGUACAUCCGCGAAGCAAGUACAGGCAUCUACGUGGCCAACCUCGUCUGUCUGUGGCCUCUGCUGCGCAAGCUGUUCGGCUUCAGAGCGUUCCAAAACAGUGGAAAGCAGUACCGGCAGCAUCUCGUCCGACCCGAUAAGGAAUGCUCCGGCGCUACGCGAUCCGCUGGAACCUCGCGAUCGCGACCGUCCUUUUCGCUUCACCAGGCUUUGCAUCUCAACGGCAAGGGCCCCCACGUUAUUGCGAAGUCAUUGGUGCCGGGUCGGAAGAACAACGAACAACGGGACAGCCAAGAAGCUAUCACUAGGACCUCGCAUGACGACGAUGCGGAAGACCAUAUUCCCUUGGAUGUCUGGGACAAGGGAGGCCGUCAGCCUGACCCGGAGAUAGGAGUACUUGGCGACAGUAUCUCGCGAACCUCGUCGCACUCGGGGAAUGCGGUUCAUGGAAAGCCACCCCAAGAACCUCGGACCCCGUAG